AUGCUCACGCAGACGACAUCAUCCUCGCUCGUUCACAGAGCACCAGCGACGAGACAAUCGUUCUUCGCGCGACAGGAAUUCCAACGCAGAAUUUAUGGCGUUAUCACAGAUCAUCGAGCCGUUCGAAUAUCGGCCAAAUCGGCGAACGACGAAGCGCGAUCCGAAUCCGCAACAUCACCAACGAACUCUUCGUUACGAUCUUCUUCCGAUGAAUCCUCGUCGUCAGCAACGAACUCUUCGUUAAUCCAAACGGAACGUUUGGACGUCACGGAAUCCCCGUAUUACCGCGAACUUUCCAAAGACGUCGACGCGAUCGAUGCGACGAGGUUUUUGAAAGCACCGUCGGACUUUUUUGAGCUUUUAGAUUUAGAUUUGGACGACGCGGACGUUUGGGCGUCGCGAGACGAAGCGAUGGUACAAUCGAUCGUACAAACCGCGUUCAAGAAAAAGUUGAAGAUUUCGCAUCCGGAUGUUUUAACGUCGAAGUACGCAGACAUUUCCGAAGAGGAAACGAACGGAUUCGCGGUCAUUUUAAACGCGGCGUAUAAGACGUUAUCCGAUCGACAAACGCGAGAACCGUACCUUCUCGCUGUGAUUGAUUUUCGGAAACAUUUCUUCUUGAGCGAAGAGACGAAGUUUGACGGCACGCCGGUAUCCAAAUGGAGCGGCGAGGAAGGCGAGACGAGAGCGGUUUUUGUGGACGAAAGCGAGUGCAUCGGGUGCGGAAAUUGUGCACAAUAUGCAGCAAAGACAUUCAGCAUGGACGUAGAUAAAGAUUACGGCAGAGCGAGAGUAAUUAACCAAUGGGCGGACGAUAGCGAGACGAUCGAGAUCGCCAUCGAUAUGUGUCCAGUAGAUUGUAUUUGGUUCGUGAAAAGGAAUCAACUCGCGGCGUUAGAACAUUGCAUGAAAUUCUGUCCUCGCGAAGAUCCUGGGAUUAUGGGCAGAAGAAGAGGAGGUAAUUUCGGUUCGCAAAGAGCAAAGCACAAUCCAUUCAGCGCCGCAGAAAGCUUCUUAAAACGCUUCGACGAAAACGGUGAACUGUUUGGUGGUAAAAAUCCGGCUGGCCUAUCGUUCUCGUGGCACGAUGAACGGCUAGCGUCGACCAUUGCCAAAGCGUGGUUGUCGUUGCCAGCGGAAGUGAGACGACAAGGUUGGUCAGAGUUCAAACAUAAAUUCAACACCUCCGGUGUCGGCGGCGACUACUCCGUCGAAGAUCGCACGUUCUUGAAGACUCGGUAA
Bathycoccus prasinos is the source of this 1242-nucleotide messenger RNA. RefSeq lists its product with no specific name. Lineage: Eukaryota; Viridiplantae; Chlorophyta; Mamiellophyceae; Mamiellales; Bathycoccaceae. The record is from RefSeq and is a predicted model, not a curated record. Bases 1 to 1242 code for a protein of 413 amino acids. The transcript has a single exon.